AGAUACCUUGCAUUAUGACUUUUUGAAUGAGUAUACAAGAAUGGGCUUUGACAAGGACCAAGCAUGGAAAAUUACUGACAUUAACUCCAAGUUUGAGUAAGUUGAACUACUGAUUUUUAAUGCCUUUAAAACUGUGGGUAUAUAAUCUGUCUUUGAACAAGUUUGUCCAGAUGGAUCAUCGGCCUCUGCUAUAAUUAUCGAGGCAAUGCUGAAAUGUAAAUUCUUUACCUUGCAAUUUUAGGGUGUGUUCCUCGUACCCUAAACUGCAUAUUGUGCCCAGUCUUAUCACAGACGAGAUGUUGGAAAAUAUUGCAAAGUUUAGAGCAAGUAGAAGGUUUCCUUCUGCUGUUUGGAGGUAGGAAACUGGGAAACUAUGAAGUUUAUCAUUUUGUUGCAUACAUAUUUUUAGUGGUUGAUUUCUGCUAUUCUUCCUAGAGGUCCAGUACAGGAAGAAAUCUAACUAAACUAAUUUUAUUUAAACUGGAUAACUCUAUCACUUCUUAAUCAUUCUCUCUAAAAAUGCAGUUAACAAGACCAUCCCUUAUCAGUCUAGUGUGUUACUACUGAGCUGUUUGGUACAGUUAAACUAGAAGCAUAUUCUUCUUACAUGUACAAUUUUGACAAAAUUAUCAAACAACUGCAUAUAGUUUAGAAUUAAUAGAGCUAUCCAGUAUACAUAAACUUAGUUUUGUUUGGUUUCUAUCUAAAUACAUAGGCACAGUAAAAACGGAGCUGUCAUAGUUCGCUGUAGUCAACCAGAAGUCGGCGUGUGGUAUUGGAGGUGUAAUCAUGAUGAAUUUUAUCUCAAUACAUUGGGAAUUGUUGCUGACUCUGCCAAACAUCUUGUUAAUGGCAAGAAAAAACCCCAUGCUCCCUUGGAUUCUUCUGAUGAUACUAGUGGUGAUGAUUUAGAUAUGCCACAUACCAACAGAUUUGCAGGUAUGCUGGUUUUAUUGCUGACACAGUGGUGUCUUUCACCUGUGUGA
Messenger RNA from Paramuricea clavata, 986 nucleotides. The record is from the annotation of a GenBank genome assembly. Lineage: Eukaryota; Metazoa; Cnidaria; Anthozoa; Malacalcyonacea; Plexauridae.